This is a messenger RNA of Andrographis paniculata, 1281 nucleotides long. Its product is annotated as GDSL esterase/lipase CPRD49-like. Bases 270 to 1046 code for a protein of 258 amino acids. The transcript has 6 exons. The record is from RefSeq and is a predicted model, not a curated record. NCBI's taxonomy places the organism in Eukaryota, Viridiplantae, Streptophyta, Magnoliopsida, Lamiales, Acanthaceae.
CUCAGCCAAGAUUCAAAGCUGACGACUGUGGUCGGAUAUGAAAAGGUCAACUAUCAACUACAGUGGGAAAGUGUGAAAUGGAAGGAUGUGGUGGUGGUAGCUGGCCGAAGAGUUGUAGGAAAAGUGCUACCACUACUUUUGAUUACACCUACCCAUUCAUAUCCAUGGGGCUUAGACGUUACUCUACCCAACUGCACUUCAACCUUUCUAAAAUCUCUUCAUAACCGUUUGUUUGUACGGGCGGAGGAGGAGGAGGACAAACAAGAAAAAUGGCGGGUAAGAGUCGGCCUCAGUUUGUUCUGUUUGGGUCAUCCAUAGUUCAGAUGAGCUACAACGUUGGAGGGUGGGGUGCAAUUCUGGCCGACCUUUACGCUCGGAAGGCCGAUGUAGUACUGCGAGGAUACGCUGGUUGGAACACAAGGAUGGCUCUUGGAAUCUUGGAGCAGGUUUUUCCUCAGGAUGCAGCCAUUCAUCCUUCCCUGGUUAUAUUGUAUUUUGGGGGUAAUGAUGCCACAAACCCUCACCCAAGUGGCCUUGGUGCCCAUGUUCCUCUUCCUGAAUUUGUGGAAAACAUGAGAAAGAUAAUUCUUCAUAUCAAGAGUCUUUCAGACAAGACAAGAAUAAUAUGCCUCACUUCUCCUCCAGUGAACGAAGAACAAGUUGCAGAAUGUUAUGGGAGUGGCUUUGCUGAUCAAGCCCGAACAAAUGAAGGCUGCCGCAUAUACGCUGAAGCUUUAGUCCAGUUAUGCAAAGAAUUGGGUGUCGAAGCCAUCAAUCUCUGGACUGCAAUUCAGCAAAGAAACAAUUGGGCAAAUGAUUGCUUCAUGGAUGGAAUUCAUUUAUCAGCUGAAGGGAGCAAAGUAGUUAUUCAGGAGAUACUGAAGGUGUUGAAAAGAGUUGAUUGGGAGCCAAGCCUGUACUGGCUGUCGAUGCCGGCUGAAUUUCCCGAGGACUCGCCAUGCUACACUGUUGGCCCUGAUGGCAAAACCACUCUAAAUGUGACUGGUCAUAUUUCUAUCUGGCAAAGGCAGUGGCUCGAUAUCUAGAUCCCAAAACAGACAGCUACUUACAUACAAACAUACAUGGCAGGACACUGAUUGUUGUUGUAUUGCGCAAUUUUUUUUCCCCCAAAUGUAUCCACUUUUGCAUAUUUACAUUGUUUAAAAAGAAGUAUACAACCAAACAGCUCCAAGGGAUUUUGGGGUGUAAACAGGGAGUUUUUCUUUUGUGUGUGUGUUUCCGUCUACAUGUUCUGUCAAGAUCAGAUUUUUCCUGGUUUAA